Rotaria sordida is the source of this 1599-nucleotide messenger RNA. Lineage: Eukaryota; Metazoa; Rotifera; Eurotatoria; Philodinida; Philodinidae. The record is from the annotation of a GenBank genome assembly.
AUGGCAAGCAGUAACAAUAAUACUAGUGCAAUAAGUCGAUUUUUUAAUGGAAAAUCGGUGUUUAUUACCGGUGCAACUGGUUUUAUCGGGAAACAAAUCAUCGAAAAAUUAUUACGAUCAUGUCCAGGUAUUGACAAUAUUUAUAUUCUCAUACGAUCAAAACGUGGUGCUCACGUUCAUGAACGAGUUCAACAAUUGUGUUCACUUGCUCUAUUCGACAAAGUUCGUUUGUUAACACCUAAUUUCAAAUCAAAAAUAAUUCCAAUUAUCGGUGAUUUAACAAAGGCUAAUCUUGAUCUGACUAAUGAAGAUGAACAAACAUUGAUCGAACAUUGUCACAUUAUUAUCAAUUCAGGUGCAUCAAUUCGAUUUCAUGAGCCAUUAAAACAAUCAAUUAAGGCAAAUGUUUACUCAGUUCAAAAUAUAAUUAAUUUAUGCAAAAAAAUGAAACAACUACAGUCAUUUGUGCAUAUAUCAACUGCCUAUAUUCAUUGUUAUCGUACAGAUAUGACUGAAGUUAUUUAUCCUAUGAACGAUAAUCCAAAUACAUUAUUGGAAUCACUAGAAUACUUUGAUGAUCAAAUGUUUAAUCAUCUAUCGGAAAGAUUAGCAAAACAAUAUCCAAAUAAUUAUGCAUAUACUAAAUCCUUAGCAGAAUAUCUCUUACUAAAGCAAGGAAAUAAUUUACCUAUUGCAAUAGUUCGACCAUCAAUUGUUGGCGCAGCAUGGAAAGAACCAAUACCAGGAUGGAUCGAUUCUUAUACUGGUGUUACAAGCAUCAUAGCUGCAAUUGGAAAACGUUUGAUUCGAGUAGCGUUCACUAGCCCGACAGUUGAUCUUCCAAUAAUACCAGUCGAUGUUGUAGCCAAUAUGACCGUGGCUGUUGCAUGGAUUACAGCCACUAACAAUAAUUUAUUAUCAACACCAACUGUUUAUAAUUGUUGUACGGGAAAAAAUAUCAAAACAUAUUUAACCGUUGAAGAUUUCUUUCGAAUACUAGCAACAGAAACAACGGCGAUUGGAUUCGAGAACUAUAGCAUUAUUGGGCCAUCUGUUACAACUAUUACGAAUAAGCCAUAUUAUUGUUUCCGAUAUUACACUGAUGAAGUUGUACCUGCAUAUAUGAUGGAUAUUAUUGCUUACUUGACAUUCAAAAAGCCAAAAAUGGUGAAAUUGCAAGAAAAAAUCUCUUAUUUAAAGCUUUCUCUGGAAUAUUUUGCUCAGAAUCAAUGGAUUUUUGCAAAUCAAAAUAGUCAAUUAUUACAAAGUCAAAUGAAUGACUUUGAUAGACAAGAAUUUAGUUUCAAUUUAACUGAAUUAAAUUGGCCAUCUUAUAUUCGAAAUUAUUGCAUUGGAAUAAAAAAAUAUUUAUUGAAGGAAGAUUUACAACAAUCAUCUAUUAAAAAAUCAUCUAAAUAUUCAUUUAUUAAAGCAAAAAAAAUUCGUCAUCUUCUAUCAAUAUUGUUCUUUUUUGCUGUAACAUGGCUCAUGCGACAAACAUUUCUAAGAAGAUUACGGAUAAUAUGGAGAACAUUAAAUCUGAUUAUUCGUAGUUAUUUACAGCAAGAUAAAAAGAAGAUUAUUUGUUCUCUUAAUUAA